Messenger RNA from Coturnix japonica (Japanese quail), 4629 nucleotides. RefSeq names its product interleukin 7 (gene IL7). NCBI's taxonomy places the organism in Eukaryota, Metazoa, Chordata, Aves, Galliformes, Phasianidae. Gene Ontology annotation, cellular component: extracellular region. Gene Ontology annotation, molecular function: interleukin-7 receptor binding; growth factor activity. Gene Ontology annotation, biological process: immune response. The record is from RefSeq and is a predicted model, not a curated record.
AAGGGAGAAGGGAGGGAGCUGCGGACGCGCCUGGUGGGACGCUGCCCUGCUGCGUGCGCUAAGGGGGUUUUGGGAGGAAAGAAAACGAGAGGGGCUUUUUGUCAUUUCGAAAUACUGGAAUGCUGGCUUUUCUUGGCUUGCCUAGGAGAAUUUCUUGGGGUUUUCCGGCUAAAACUAAGGAGCUUUUGGGAAGUUUAAUGAAAGGAUGGCUAUUCCCAGCAGUACAAGCUUCCCUUCUUCUGAAGUACUGUAAUCGUAGAGUUACUGCCAUUUCUGCUCCGUGGGAAGUCACCUAACAGUCCAAAACCCCUGGGAUGUUUUAAGACACUUGUCCAGCACGUUCCAGAGGACUCGUGUAGGAAUGGCUAAGCUGCUUGCACUGGGGUCCUGCUGUGUGCUCGGGGACCUUGCAGAUGUGCAGCAUCCCUUUCAGCAUUACCUGCUGUGAUUCCAGUACCCUUUCAAUAUCUAAAGAGGGGCUAUAAGGGAACAGACUCUUUAGCGAGGUCUGUGGUGAUAAGACAAGGAAAAAUGGUUUCAAACAAGAAGAGGGGAGAUUUAGGUUGGAUAUAAGGAAGAAGCUUUUUUUACCAUGAGGGCUGUGAGGCACUAGAACAGUUUACCCAGAGGGGUGGUGGAUGCCCUAUCCUUGGUGAUGUUCAGUGUUAGGAUGGAUGGGGCUCCAUGCAUCCUGUUCAAGCUGUAGAUGUCCCUGUCUAUUUUAGGGGAGUUGGACCAGAUGACUUUUAAAGGUCCCUUUCAAUUCUAUGGUUCUGUGCAUCUCAUUUAAUUAAUCUGUCCAAUAUGGAAAAAGUAAAGACAAAGGAAUGAAGUGACUUUGCAGUUUUCACCCAUUAUCUCUACUUGCUGCUGGACAAACCAAGUUUUAGAAGGAAUGGAAUCAGUUACAUUGUGUUUAUUAUUAAUAAUCAUAAUUAUUAUUAUUCAUAAGAUUUUUUUGUGCCCUUUGAAAUGUAUUUUUUAAGUAACAUAUCCAAGUUCUUUGCAUCCUGCUAUUUGUAAGUAUUACAGGUCCUUUUUUUUGGUGCUGGAAUGAAGAGGUGCAGUGAUGUACUGCAACAGCAUUGUCCUGUAAUUGUUUUUUAGCAUGUUUUUGCAGCCAUCUUUUUAAUAUCACAGUCCUAGAAAUCCCAGUCAUAAACAAUGAUAGUUCUCUUAGAUUGGUUAGCAUAGGUAUAUACAAAGGUGGAGCCCAGUGGAAGUCAGAUGUCCUCCUGGAGAUCAUAUCUGCCUUGCACAGUCACUGGUUUUUAUGUUUCCUGCUUGUUGAAUCCAUUACAAUCAAAGCUCUUUAGGCUAGAUCUUUCUUAGAUACUCGUAGAACGCUGCUGACAAUUAUGAAAAGGUUAAAUAAUUUGGUUUUCUCAGAUUUCCACUAGAGAAAAAAUGGAAUUCAUUAUGUACAGCUGAAAAUCUUUCUGUUUUGUUUCUAGGGCAGAGAUGAUAUAAUACAUGAGAAGAUAUCACAGAGGUGAUAUAAUACAUGAGAAGAAAAUGCUUUGGUAGGCAGGAAAACUGAGACACAUUUUGGUUUGAAGCAGCACUGUGUUGUUGGGAUGGGAUAAACUGUGAGGGAGUUUAUUUCUUUGAACAGUAGGCAAGCAUGGCAUGACUGCUGGAGCACUGGCACAGUGCCCGGAGAAGAUGUGAAUGCUCCAUCCCUGGAGGGCUCAAGGCCAUGUUGGAUGGGGCCCUGGGCAGCCUGAGCUGGCAGGUGACAAUCCUGUCCAUAGCACAGGGUUGGAACUGAAUAAUCUUAAAUGUACCUUCCAACCUAAACCAUCCCAUGAUUCUAUGAUUCUAUGAUUCUAUGACUCUGGUUCUUGCAUAAUAGAAGUUAGGUGGCUCUGUAAGGAUUAUGAUCUAAUCUCAGUACUUUCUCCUUUGAUGAGAUGCAACCAGAAUAUGUAUUUUAAAAAUUUAUUCAGUAUUUUACUUUCAUCUCUAGUGUUCUGCAGUUAUUUGGUGUUUCUCUCUGGAAUUCAUUGGCAGUGCCCAAGUCUGCAGAUGCUCAAGUCUUUGAGUGUUGCACUUGGUACUGCACAGUGUUCCCAUCCUUGCCAGAGAGGAAGAAAGCAGAGAAGCAGUCAGGUCAGGUCAUCCCUUCUGCAUUUCCUGACUGCUGCUCUGUCUGCCAGUUGUUCAGUGUUUGUUGUUUUUACCAAGUAGCAGAGAUGGAUACAGGCAGCUCAUAUUACUGCAGGAGUAUGUUGUGAUCAUUGAUAAUCCCCCAACCCAAAUUUCUAGCUCUAUUUUUAUUUAUUUAUUUAUUCUUUCUUUCUUUACAACCUCCGUUGUAAGUAUUACCCAAUUCAGUCUAGCUGUAGGCAAUGCCCCGCUAUUAGCUCCAUAGUCCCAUGUUAUCCUGUAUGCGGUUUUUCUCAUCCCCAGCAUCAGGCUGCAGCCUCCAGAUGCCCUGUCAGCCCUUUUGGCUGGACCAGGUGUUUUGGUCCUUUCUCUCAUUGCCCAUUCUUGCAGAGCUCCCGUUUCCUGGAUAUCAAGAAGGCCAGAAGCCCAAUGGUGUGCUGAGAGGAGAAACUGAGGAGCAGUGAGACUUACUCCAAAUGACUGCAAAAAUCUUGCAGAGAAGGACACACUGCUACCUUAUCUCACACUGUGGCCACUAGUGUGGAUUUCUAUCUGGGCAUCCUGAAAUGUGCUUAAACACAUAAUGACAUGUUGGGUGCUUGUAGAAUUCAGCAUAUGAAAAAUCAGUAGUUAAGGUGGGGUUCAUCUGCAGAGUAGGAAACUUGGACAUGUACACCUAUUUGACCAGGACACUUCCCUGCCUACAUAUGUGCUAGAUGGUUAUGGUCCAUGUUUCCAUGUUGUGGUCAGUGGUGAGACCUUAUCAGAGCUUUCAGUGAAGACUGGAGAGGAUUUCAACCCAAGCAGAUAUGACGUGAUUGGCCAGCCUCAUAGCUGGAGGAUCUCAAACCACAUUGGCUAAAUCACUUCGUUGGAAGGGAGUUUAGACAUCCAGGCAGUGUUCUAAUCUGGAGCAGAAUCUUUCCUUCAAGCCUUUUUUAGAUCUAUCUUUCGGGUUCUGCCACUACUCCUUGUUCUGUCGCCAGUGAAUUCAUCUAGCUGUACCAUGGGAAAUAAAACAACUGAGAUCCGUGUCAAGUAUGAAAACAUACUCAGCCAUGACAUCGAAGAGCUGGUAAAUAUGUCUGCAGAGUAUCGUGACAGAUGCUGCAGGAAUAAAAGACACGUGUUCUUCUGCAAUGAUACUCAGGAAAUAGGAUCACUACAGAGUAUGGCAUGUAAUAUGCUCAGAUUCUUUAAUAAGCAAAAAAUCAACAAAGAAUUUAGAAGGAAAGCAGCGUUAGUCUCAUGUGGGACAUUACAGGUUCUACAGUGCAAAUGUGAAAGACAUAAAAAAGAAAAGGUUUGCACGCAGGUAAAUGUGCCUAAUAAUGAAGAUACAGAAACGGUUGAACAACAGAAAAAGAAAUGCAACCAAGAAUUUUGCGAACUGAAAGAAAAUAUAUCUAGCCUUCGAUCCUGCUGGAAUAAAUUUGAAAAAAUAAUUUCAAGGUGAUUACAAGUGAAUCUUUUUCUUUCAAAGUGGCAUUACUUGGUACCUUGGCAUUUUAUAUGCAUUCUUCAAGUUACUCUGUUUGCUUAUACGAACACCUUCCGCUGGUUUUGGAUGGAAAGCUACUGUACUUUGUUCCUAGAGAUGGAAUAAACAGAAACGGCUAAACCAAGCCACUGAAGCCCAAGAAGGGGAAAUAAGAACCGGUGUUUGAAACAAGGAACUCCAGAGAAGGCUGCAUGCCACCUUCAGGUUCUUGAAAGUACUCUUCAUUUCUUGAUCUUUUGAGUGACUGCACGAUACCUUCAUAUGACAGAGAUCUUCUUAAAUGUCUGCUGCAAUGUAUAAAACAAAGUAGAAGCUGCAGGCGCCCAAACCAGCCAGCUUCUAUCAGAAUGAACAAUUUACCAAACAAGCAGCAGCUCUUGAGACUGCUCUGCUGUUGUCAUGAUGUUUUUAGUGUGAGUAUCCAUGGGUUUUCAAACAGAUUUAAGUUUGAAAAGUAGGAAAAGUGGACUUUUUCAAAAGCCUUUGAAGGGUGCUGAUUUUUGACAGCGAGUGAGGCAUAUGGAAAAUGAGGAAACAGGAUGCCCAAAUGUAGGCCUGCUCAGCUGACUGCAAAUAGCAAUAGCCUUAUGCGUUUGGUUAUCCUAGAAGUAGUUGACAGAGGACCUAGAAUUUCUUACCUUUGGACCGUGAUUUCUUAUAUGCAAUUAUUUUAUAUAAUGUGUUUAACAUGUUAGAUGAACAUGACUUAAAAUGUGUGAAUGUUUUCAGAGAAUAAUAUAUUGGCAUUUAACUAAUGAAGUGUUCAUAUUUAAUUUUGGAUAAACAGAAGUAUUUUUAUAGUUGUUUUUAACUCUUUUGCAUUUUCUUACUUUGUUAUAAUUCCUUUGGUAAUAAAAUAUUUGCCUUCUAUGGAAUUGGGCUGUUAGCUUUUUGGCUGUUACUCCUUUUUUUUUCACCCUUUUUCCCCACUAUUAGUCAUUGAAAGAAUAGUUGCUUUUGUAACCUCUAGCUGCUUGGGAAUUCCCAUUAUAAGAAGUCAAUUUUUUAAUUGCUUAUAA